Messenger RNA from Acanthosepion pharaonis, 735 nucleotides. NCBI's taxonomy places the organism in Eukaryota, Metazoa, Mollusca, Cephalopoda, Sepiida, Sepiidae. The record is from the annotation of a GenBank genome assembly.
AUGAAGAUUUUCUUCAUAAUUAUCUCUGCAGAUGUAUAUGAGUCUACACAGAGAAUAUUUGCUUGUUUCUUUCUUUCUUUCUUUCUUUCUUUCUUUCUUUCUUUCUUUCUUUCUUUCUUUCUUUCUUUCUUUCUUUACUGUUUAUUAUCUAUCUAUCUAUCUAUCUAUCUAUCUAUCUAUCUAUCUAUCAAUCUCAGCCUGGCCAUAUCUAUCUAUCUAUCUAUCUAUCUAUCUAUCUAUCUAUCUAUCUAUCUAUCUAUCUAUCUCAGUAUCUGUCCAGUCUGUCCAUAUCAUCUAUCUAUCUAUCUAUCUGAAGUUGAACGUCAAAAACGACAUUAUUUUUGUAACCAACAUAAUAUCUAUCUAUUCUAUCUAUCUAUCUAUCUAUCUAUCUAUCUAUCUAUCUAUUCAUUAUUCUGUAUCAUUCUAUCUAUCUAUCUAUCUAUCUAUCUAUCUAUCUAUCUAUCUAUCUCAGUCUGUUCAUUAGCUAUCUAUCUAUCUAUCUAUCUAUCUAUCUCAGUCUGUUCAUAUCUAUCUAUCUAUCUAUCUAUCUAUCUAUCUAUCUAUCUAUCUAUCUAUGUCUGUUUCUUUAUCCUUCUGGUUCAUUCUUUCUCUCUUUCUUUCUUUCUUUCUUUCUUUCUUUCUUUCUCAAUUAUCUAUCUAUCUAUCUAUCUAUCUAUCUAUCUAUCUAUCUAUCUAUCUAUCUAUAGUCAGUCCUUCUUGCAAAAUAAUUGA